Messenger RNA from Macrosiphum euphorbiae (potato aphid), 330 nucleotides. Lineage: Eukaryota; Metazoa; Arthropoda; Insecta; Hemiptera; Aphididae. The record is from the annotation of a GenBank genome assembly.
AUGAUGUAUCGCGACACUGACGGUCGAGACGAUACAAAUCGUGAGCACAUCGGACGGUGCGACACGGGAGCAAAGACGGCUCGGAACAAGCACGUAAACACGUGGGUGACCACGGCUCGGGGUCGCGGCGCUGACGCGGCACACGACGAACAAAUAACAAUGAGCCGGGAGGUCGGCACACGGGCCGAUACUCGUAACGCGAAAACUGGCGUCCGCGACGAGCUAAAAGCAGCGAGGCUGAGGUGCACGGAACGCACAACAAAAAAUGGCGUUUUAACGGCGGCGGCGCACCGGAUCGCGACAUAUACGGGAUUACGGGAACUUGCCUAG